Messenger RNA from Entrophospora sp. SA101, 408 nucleotides. The record is from the annotation of a GenBank genome assembly. NCBI's taxonomy places the organism in Eukaryota, Fungi, Glomeromycota, Glomeromycetes, Entrophosporales, Entrophosporaceae.
AUGUCUGAAAAAAAAUUUUUAUAUGUGAAAGGAGAAACAAAAGACUUUGAUACUAAUCACGAGAACAUCCAAGUAGAGAUUGAAGUGUUAAAUGAAGAUAUUGCGAGUGUUUUUCUUGUAGAUAAAAAUGACGGUUUGGAAAAUGUAGCUUUUAUAAAUGCAAAAAGUUAUUUCAUAACUUGGAUAAAUAACUAUGAGUUAUCUGUACUUAUAAUGCUUCUAGGAUUAAUAGAUGAUGAGCCCAAGUCUAGUCAUACCGAAAAUGGGCCAGAUGAUGAGGCACAAUCAUGCAUUAGAUUAGGUGAAGCUUCACUUUUUCACUUAGUGCAUCAUAAUAACAGAGAAAAAAGAAUAAUGUUUAUGACUCAUAAUUUUUACAUGUAUGAUUUGGUACUGCAAAUUAGUUGA